Colletotrichum godetiae is the source of this 1911-nucleotide messenger RNA. RefSeq lists its product as uncharacterized. The record is from RefSeq and is a predicted model, not a curated record. The transcript has 2 exons. Gene Ontology annotation, molecular function: flavin adenine dinucleotide binding; monooxygenase activity. NCBI's taxonomy places the organism in Eukaryota, Fungi, Ascomycota, Sordariomycetes, Glomerellales, Glomerellaceae. The coding region runs from base 1 to 1911 and encodes 636 amino acids.
AUGGCAGGAAGCUUUCCGCGAAGCGAGCGCGUCGAGCCGGGCUCGGUCAACCUCCCGCCCCGCGAGUAUCCUCCAUCCGUUCGCUCAACAUCAGUCGAUGCGGGGAAGGCCGCGGCAGAUGUUGUUCGCGCUUUCAACGCUGCACUAAAAUCCAAGGACUACAACAAACUCUCACAACUCUUCGUCGCCGACGGCUACUGGAGAGACCACCUAGCGCUAUCAUGGGACCUCCGCACCCUCAAGGGCAGGGAGAAGAUCCAAAGCUUCCUCAGCGAGGCGUGCCGGCUCAAGGAGGUGCAAAUCGACACAUUCACUGCGUAUCGAGCACCUCACUUUGCGCCGCUAGAUGCCCAUGGCAAGGUUCAAUGCCUGCAAUUCUUCCUCACGGUCAAGACGGAUGUCGGGCCUGGUGAGGGUGUAGUGCGGAUGGUUGAGUCUGGUGAUAAGUGGGAAAUCUUCACCUUCUUCACGGUUCUGCGCGAAAUCGCAGGCCAUGAAGAGCCUACGCGGCACCGACGAGAGAAGGGUGUUGAUCACGUCCAGAAGCGAGAGAGCAAGAACUGGAAGGAGAAGAGAGAUGAUAGUGUCAAUUAUGUGGACAGUGAGCCUACGGUUGUGAUUGUCGGUGCCGGCCAAGCUGGUCUCACGAUUGCCGCACGACUGAAGAUGCUCAAAGUCAACGCCCUCGUGGUAGACAAGCAUCAGCGCAUCGGCGACUCUUGGCGCAAGCGAUAUCACCAACUUGUCCUCCACGACCCUGUUUGGUACGACCACUUGCCGUAUAUCAACUUCCCAAGCCAUUGGCCCGUGUUUACGCCCAAGGAUAAGAUGGGAGACUUCUUCGAGGCGUACGCCAGCCUUCUCGAGCUCAAUGUCUGGAUGUCAACAACACUGACAAAGUCUUCCUGGGAUGAUUCAAAGAGACAGUGGACCGUCACUCUUGACAGGCAAAAGCCUGAUGGGUCCAAGGAGACUCGGACUUUACACCCUCGCCACGUCAUCCAGGCGACGGGUCACUCUGGCAAGAUGUUUUUUCCUAGCAUCAAGGGAAUGGACAAGUUCAAGGGAGACCGCCUUUGCCAUAGCUCUGAGUUCGCAGGAGCGAAACCCAAUUCCAAGGGUAAAAAGGCAAUCGUUGUUGGCUCAUGCAACUCAGGUCAUGAUAUCGCGCAAGAUUUCUACGAGCAAGGGUACGAUGUCACAAUGGUACAGCGCAGCUCAACAUCUGUGGUUUCCUCAAGCUCAAUCACAGAUAUUGGCCUGAAAGGUCUUUACGACGAAGACUCACCCCCAGUCGACGACGCAGACCUCUGGCUAUGGAGUUUGCCGGCCGAGCUCUUCAAAUCGCUGCAAGUCGGCACCACGGAAGUCCAAAACGCCAACGAUGCCGAGCUCCUCUCAGGUCUUCAGAAAGCCGGAUUCAACCUGGACAUGGGACCCAGUGGAGGCGGCUUCUUCGUCAAGUACUUCCAGCGCGGUGGGGGCUAUUACAUCGACGUCGGAUGCAGCCAGCUCAUCAUUGACGGCGAGAUCAAGAUCAAGAGCGGGCAGGAAAUCACAGAAGUUCUCCCCAACGGCCUCCGGUUUGCGGACGGUUCAGAGCUGCCGGGCGACGAAAUCAUCUUUGCGACGGGGUAUCAGAACAUGCGUACGGAGGCGCGCAAUAUCUUUGGCGACGAGCUCGCCGAUCGCGUCGGCGAUGUGUGGGGUUGGGACGAGGAGGGUGAGUUCAGGACCAUGUGGCGGCCGACCGGGCACCCCGGCUUCUGGUUCAUGGGCGGCAAUCUCGCAAUUUGUCGGUACUUCUCAAAGAUUCUGGCAUUGCAGAUCAAAGCGGUGGAGGAGGGGAUCGAUCAGAACAAGAGCCACACCAAGACUUUGGGGACGGCGGGAGGUAUUCCUAAACUGUGA